Messenger RNA from Tribolium madens (black flour beetle), 2051 nucleotides. It is a transcript of the gene Slh, whose product is annotated as protein sly1 homolog. The transcript has 9 exons. Gene Ontology annotation, molecular function: syntaxin binding. Gene Ontology annotation, cellular component: Golgi membrane; cytosol. The record is from RefSeq and is a predicted model, not a curated record. The coding region runs from base 142 to 2025 and encodes 627 amino acids. NCBI's taxonomy places the organism in Eukaryota, Metazoa, Arthropoda, Insecta, Coleoptera, Tenebrionidae. Gene Ontology annotation, biological process: endoplasmic reticulum to Golgi vesicle-mediated transport; intracellular protein transport.
AAUUUUAAUUUCUUGGUGUUGGCAAUUGGGGUAGUUGUCAAAUGAACACGUCAGCUGUUUAUCGCGAAAUUUUCAAAAAAAAUCACUCUCUUAAAACAAGACAACACUUAUAUCAUCCCCUUGUGUCAAAUUCGCCCCACAAUGACUACACUACGUCAAAAACAAAUCAAUGCUCUCAAACAAAUGUUAAAUUUGAACCAACCCCAAAGUAAAUUAACCGCUUCGGAACCAAAGUGGAAAGUAUUAGUAUACGAUAAUGUAGGACAGGACAUUAUUUCGGUAUUAAUAUCAGUCAAGGAAUUGAGAGAAUUAGGAGUAACAUUAUUUGUUCAGUUGCACUCAGAUCGUGACCCUAUACCUGAAGUUCCCGCAGUUUAUUUUUGUGCCCCCACUGAGGAAAAUCUGGGACGGAUAGCGCAAGAUUUUCAGAAAGGGGUCUAUGAUAUCUAUCAUUUAAAUUUCAUUUCUGCCAUUUCACGACAAAAAUUGGAAGAUCUUGCCUCGGCAGCCUUGCAAGCUAACUGCGUGGCCAACAUACACAAAGUUUAUGAUCAAUACGUUAAUUUUAUUUCGCUAGAUGAUGACAUGUUUAUCCUAAAAAACCAAAACAGUGACGCCCUAUCAUAUUACGCGAUUAAUCGUGGAGACACCAAAGACACAGAAAUGGACGAAAUCAUGGACAAAAUAGUCGACUGUUUGUUCUCCGUUUUCGUCACUUUAGGUACAGUCCCGAUCAUCCGUAGCCCUAAAGGGAACGCCGCUGAAAUGGUCGCGAGAAAAUUAGACAAAAAACUCCGCGAAAAUUUGGCCGACGCAAGGAAUAAUUUGCUUCAUUCGGAUGCCCAAGCUGGAAAUUUUAAUUUCCAAAGACCCCUUUUAAUCGUAUUGGACCGAAAUGUCGAUAUGGCCACACCUCUACACCACACUUGGACUUAUCAAGCCCUAGCACACGAUUUACUCAACCUAAACCUGAAUCGUGUCGUUAUAGAAGAAAGUGUUCCAAGUGGAGGGGUGCGCUCGAAAAAUCGGAUUUGCGAAUUGGACACGAAGGACAAAUUUUGGUCAACACAUAAAGGUUCGCCAUUUCCCACAGUCGCCGAAGCUAUCCAGGAAGAGUUAGAACAGUACAAAUCAUCGGAAGAGGAAGUGAAAAAAUUGAAAAGUUCGAUGGGGAUUGAUGGAGACAGCGACAUCGCCCUGUCUUUAGUUUCAGAUAAUACGGCAAAAAUUACGUCAGCAGUAAAUUCACUUCCGCAACUUUUAGAGAAGAAACGGUUAAUUGACAUGCAUACAACACUCGCGACAGCACUUCUCAAUGGAAUUAAAUCGCGGAAAUUGGAUAAUUUCUUCGAAUUGGAAGAAAAAAUCAUGAGUAAAACUCAAGCGUUGGAAAAAACAAUCUUUGACUUAAUCGUGGACCCGGAAACGGGAAUCCCAGAGGACAAGAUUAGGCUUUUUAUCAUUUUUUAUAUUUGUAGCCCGCAUAUGAGUGAGAGUGAGUUGAAACGGUAUGAGACGGCCUUAGCAGAGGCCGGCUGUGACUUAUCACCGAUUCAUUACAUAAAACGAUGGAAGAGUUACGCAAAAAUGGCCUCCGGUUCCAACCAAUACGAAGGCGCCGGUACGAAAACAGUCAACAUGUUCUCAAAAUUGGUCUCCCAUGGCUCUAAUUUCGUGAUGGAGGGAGUGAAAAAUUUAGUAAUUAAGCGACAUAAUUUACCAGUGACGCGUAUUGUGGAUCACUUAAUGGAGUUCAAAAACAGUCCGGAAAUGGACGAGUACCACUACCUUGACCCCAAACAGUUAAAAGUGACGGAAAUCCCACGUAACCGUUCGCCAUUCCAAGACGCCAUCGUUUUUGUUGUCGGUGGGGGCAAUUAUAUUGAAUAUCAGAAUUUAGUGGACUAUGCUAAACAAAAAACUGCGGCGGGGAGCACCAAACGGAUAACCUACGGGUCGUCCACGCUCGCCAAUGCACAACAAUUUUUAAAGCAACUUUCUUUGUUAGGGCAGGAAAUUGUGUAAUUUUAUAUAUUAAAAUAUUGUUGUUA